Molecule: messenger RNA, 1442 nt
Organism: Magallana angulata
Lineage: Eukaryota; Metazoa; Mollusca; Bivalvia; Ostreida; Ostreidae
Exons: 1
Coding region: 367-1347 (326 amino acids)
Source: RefSeq, a predicted model, not a curated record
AAUGCACUUUACCGGUACGUAAAAAAUACAUGGAAGUAGCACGUGCUCUUCCUAUAUAAUAGAGUCACGCUUUAGCGUGACGAUUUCGCUAAAACGGCAAUAAAAUGAAAAAAUAACCCUUUUUUUGAAUUCCUCGUCGUUUUUUAUGUUAAUAAACUUCGUUUAAUAACGAAGUUAAUUAAUUAAAAUCAAAAGCAUUUUAAAAACAAACCCUUCGCUAUGUUUCUGUCGUUCACAUUCCAAAGUCGUGACGUUGUUAAGCACGUGAUUAAUUGGAGGUUAUUGAUUGGUUGAGGUAAGUGACGUAAAAAAGAAAAGUUUGACAGUUCUGAAAAUGUAAACAUUGAAUCAGCUGAGUGAGAUAUCAUGCCUUUUGUUUACGAUGAUUUGUAUGAAAUUUGUCGAGAAAAACGAUUUUUAAUUGAUUGGCUUCAAGAGUUAGGACUUUUGGGGAACUUUAGUGGUAUAUGUGACUCUUGUAACGUUGGCACAGUGAAACUUGUUGAAGAUAAAUCUUACAGUAAGGACGGUAUCGUGUGGCGGUGCAGCAGCAGGCUUUGCAACAAGAAAACUUCUGUCCGAGAAGGAUCGUGGUUUCUCGGCAGUCAUUUGCUAUUGGAACAGGCAGUAAAACUGACAUAUUACUGGGUUUAUGAACUACCGGGUGAUUUCAUUUCCAGAGAACUUAAGAUCGGUAGUGAUCAUACCAUAGUAGAUUGGAAAAAUUUCGCCAGGGAGGUGUGUCUAUGCAUUCUUAAACAAGACAGUGAAAGAAUCGGAGGACCCGGAAAGCACGUCGAAAUUGACGAAAGUAAAUUCGGCAAAAGAAAGUACCACCGUGGUAAGAGAGUAGACGGAGUGUGGGUAUUCGGGGGGAUAGAGAGAGAAUCAAAAAAGUGUUUUUUUGAAGUUGUAGAAGACAGAAGUGCUAAUACCUUAAUCCCCAUCAUCAAAAAAUUUGUUGAACCUGGGACAAUCAUUUUAUCAGAUUGUUGGAAGGCAUACUCUUCAUUGAAAUCCGAAGGCUACCAACACUUGACCGUCAACCAUUCAAUAGAAUUUAAAAACAAGGAAACAGGAGCUUGCACCAAUCUUAUUGAAUCUACUUGGAAUGCAGUAAAGAAAUCUCUCCCCAAAACUGGAACUCAAAAACAACACUACGACAGCUAUUUGAUCGAAUACUGCAUCAGAAAAAAAUAUUUAAAAGAAGCCAACGAUAAAUUUCUCACUUUCCUUGAACUCAUUAAACGCGUUUACAAGUGCCAAAAAAGACGGCCUUUAGCCAAUUUGACACAAAACAACCAGGUAGAUCAGUUGAAUGCCAGCACGGAUUUAUUUGAAGACUAAGGUAUGUUUAUUUAUUUAUAUUUUACAAUAUAUUGGGGGCUGCCGCCCCCAAGCUCCCGCUUGCAAUGCAAAAUGGCGGCGCCCAUCACUGUGUA